This is a messenger RNA of Capsaspora owczarzaki ATCC 30864, 2310 nucleotides long. RefSeq lists its product as hypothetical. The record is from RefSeq and is a predicted model, not a curated record. Gene Ontology annotation, cellular component: extracellular matrix. Bases 1 to 2310 code for a protein of 769 amino acids. Gene Ontology annotation, molecular function: protein binding. The transcript is spliced from 23 exons. Lineage: Eukaryota; Filasterea; Ministeriida; Capsasporidae.
AUGACACCAAAAGGGUUUGCCUUUGGUCUCCUUUUGCUUGCGCUCUGCGUGAGUUAUCACGUCCAAUUGGCACAAGCGGUCGAUGCUUGCACCGUGUGCACUUGCUCGGGAACGGAUGUCGAUUGCAAUGCCAAAGGUCUCUCAGCCGUUCCAAGCGGAAUUCCCGCCACCACAGUGACAUUGUUUCUGAGCAGCAACCCGAUCACCAGCAUUCCCGCAAACGCAUUCGCAACCCUGACUGCGCUAGAGUCCUUGCGUCUGUACAACAACCAGAUCACCGGACUAUCUGCAAACGCUUUCGCAGGUCUGAGUGCGCUUACUCUUUUGGAUUUGAAAGGCAACCAGAUCACCACCAUUCCCGAGAACGCAUUCACAGGCCUUGCAAGUCUGCAGCAAUUAUGGCUGUACACCAACCAGAUCACCUCCAUUUCCGCAAACGCAUUCGCAGGCCUGAGCGCGCUGACACAGUUAUGGAUGUACAGCAACCCGCUCCCCAACAUUACGGCAAACGCAUUCGCAGGCCUGACUGCGCUGAACUCAAUGCAACUGGACCGCAAUCAGCUCACCAGCAUUGUGGCAAACGCAUUCGCAGGCAUGCCUGCGCUGACAGACUUGGAGCUGCAGAACAACGCGAUCACCAGCAUUUCCCCCUCUGCAUUCGCAGGCCUGACCGCACUGACUUACUUAAAUAUGGUACAGAAUCACAUCACCGGCAUUUCUGCAAAUUCAUUUACAGGCCUGAGUGCGCUGAACGAAUUAUAUCUGUCCCAAAACUCGAUCACCGUCAUUUCCUCAAACGCAUUCAAUGGCCUGACUGCGCUGUCCUCCCUGUAUCUGCCGUCCAACCAAAUCACUAGCAUUUCGGCAAACGUAUUUACAAAUCUGCCUGCGCUGUCCUCCCUGAGACUCCAAUCCAACUCGAUCACGAGCAUUUCUUCAAACGCAUUCACAAAUCUGCCUGCGCUGUCCUCCCUGAGACUCAAAUCCAACUCGAUCACGAGCAUUUCUUCAAACGCAUUCACAAAUCUACCUGCGCUGAGCGCCUUAGACUUAUCCGACAACGAGAUCACCGUCAUUCCGGUCAAUGCGUUCACAAACCUGCCCGGGCUGACUGACCUGAAGCUCUACGCCAACAAGAUCACCACCAUAUUUGCAAACGCUUUCUCAGGCCUGUCUGUUCUGGAUUCCUUAGAUUUAUCCGGUAACCUGAUCACCGUCAUUCCUGCCAAUGCAAUUGCAAGCCUGACUGCGCUGAAUUUUCUAUAUCUGAACGAAAACCAGAUCACCAACAUUCCUGCCAAUGCUUUUGCAAGCCUUACUGCGCUGACCGGAUUGUUUUUGCAGCAAAACCAGCUCGCCAGCAUUGAUGCGAAUGCAUUCGCAGGCCUUACUGCGCUGAUCGACUUGGAUCUAAGAGAAGCCUCGAUCACCGUCAUGCCUGUGAAUGCAUUCACGGCCCUGACUGCACUGACUAGCCUCUAUUUGAGUCUCAACCAGAUCACCACAAUCUCUGCAAACGUAUUCGCAAGCCUGACUGCGCUGAAUUACCUAGAUUUGUCCGCCAACCAGAUCACUAGCAUUGAGGCCUCUGCAUUCACACGCUUGACUGCGCUGAGUGACUUGUAUUUGAAUGACAACCCCUUCACCACUCUGCCGCCUGGCCUGUUUCAGGGCUUGCCCAACGGCUUGUAUAUGUCAGACUCUGGAGACCAAUCCUUGAAACCCAACAACUUUGCCGUUGGUGGAAACACUGUUGCUCCGCCCAGCACAUACGGCAGUGUUGACGAACCGUUCCCGUGCGAUACAGUUUGUGCCACCUGCUAUGACGCUGGCUCCAGUGCGUGCUGCGGGGUCAACUGCCUGACCUGCACUUCAUCUGAUCCCUGCACUCAAUGCUAUGAAGGUUAUGAGAUGAUGAGCGGCUUCUGCCUCGCAUCGGCUGCGACCAACGCGUCCAUUGCUGCAGUUGCGUCUUCAGCGUCAAUCGCCUCACAGGCGUCUGCAUCAUCUGCCAGUGCUGCAUUGGCUGCCAGUGCUGCAUCGGCUGCCAGUGGUGCAUCGGCUGCCAGUGCUGCAUCUGCUGCUGCGACAAAUGUGCCCCAAGGGUCAAGUGAUACAUCCUCCGGAGCUAUUAUUGGCGGAGUGAUUGGCGGCGUGCUCGCUCUCGUCUUGCUGGUUGCGUUGAUUGUGGUCCUUCGACGUCGCCGUUCCUCAAAGGCGGCGUCCACCAGCUCGGUCGCUAAAUCGCGCGAAUCAAACGUUGCAAAUCCAACCUAUGAGACGCGAAAGGGGAAUGCCGACCUCGCGUAA